CCGAACUCUCACAGCGAUCGAAUCCACACUUCCCAAUAGCCGGUGCCAUGCAUGCAUCACAUUAACCUGACAUAUAGAGCCAAAUGGCUUGCUUAUUACUGUUGAGCAUCUCUGAGGCGAACGCAAGUUGAUAGUAUUCCAGGCGGAAGAUGUCUACGUCCUUCGAGACAACUACAUUAUUCAUUCCCCAUCCACAGGAAUCUGGGGUCUCUAUUGUCGGUGUUUUAGAACAAGUUCAACCUGGAGAAACUAUUGGGCGUAAGAUUGCCUUAAUUUUACAUGGUUCUCUUGGUCACAAAGACUAUCUAUUUCAGAAGCGACUAGCAUAUCGUUUACCUAUAGACUCGUUUCGCUUUGACUUCCGAGGUAAUCAUGAGACGGCCGGAGAAUGGCGAAUGGGAGCCCUUGCUAAUGAUGUUGCCGAUAUCGAUGCCGUCGUCGCGUAUCUCAUGAAAGAGUAUGGAUACGUGGUGGACCUCAUCGUGGGCCAUUCUCGCGGUGCGAUCAGCGGCAUCCGAUGGAUGUGCACCUCUGAGGAAAGCAAGACUGUGAGAGGUUUUGUGAACGUAUCUGGCCGUUAUAGGAUGGAGAAAAUUCUAGAUAACAUUCCAUCCAGAUUCAAGCAGUUGCUUGAGUCGCAAGGAUACUACCUCAUGAAGGGAGUAGUUGCUCGGAAGGAGUUCGUUGGAAAGGUUACUGUCGACGAUGUGCAGGAGUUUGUGACCUUUGAUUGCUCAUUCGUUUGGGACCAAUUUCCUCCCUCCACGCAUGUCUUCAGCUUGCACGGUCUCAAGGAUCACAUCGUCCCUCCCUAUGACGCUAUCAUCUAUGCUCGUGCGUUCGGGGCGAGAAGCCCCGGAACUCACAAUCUUUGCUAUUCUGAAGAUGCUGAUCACAAUUUUACUGGCAUGUCGGACUUUGUCGUCGAGACAGUAUUGGAAUGGUGGAAAGCGUUGGAACAUGGGCAGCUUAAGACUGGCAUUUGGAACACCGGUGUUAGAAGCAAACUAUAAAUAUGUAGGAGAAAUUCCCGGUGGUAUGCAGGUACUGUACACUCGAAUAUUGCGGUAUCUAACCGUAGUGAGCUUCCUUCACUAUCACCUCUCGUGGGGAUCAAACAGCAAUGC
Messenger RNA from Somion occarium, 1127 nucleotides. The record is from the annotation of a GenBank genome assembly. NCBI's taxonomy places the organism in Eukaryota, Fungi, Basidiomycota, Agaricomycetes, Polyporales, Cerrenaceae.